CCGCUGCCGCCAUGGCGCUCCUGCACAGCCGCCGGCUCCUCGCCGCCCCGCGCCUCGCCGCCGCCGCCUCCCGCGCCAGCUCAUGGUGGUCCCAUGUGGAGAUGGGUCCCCCUGACCCCAUCCUGGGAGUGACAGAAGCUUACAAACGUGACACCAACUCCAAGAAGAUGAACCUGGGUGUGGGGGCAUACCGGGAUGACAAUGGGAAGCCAUACGUCCUGAACUGUGUUCGCAAGGCGGAGGCCAUGAUAGCAUCCAAGAAGAUGGAUAAGGAGUACUUGCCCAUUGGGGGACUAGCAGAUUUCACCCGGGCAUCUGCAGAACUGGCUUUGGGGGAAAACAGUGAGGCUUUCAAGAGUGGCCGGUAUGUUACUGUGCAGGGUAUUUCUGGGACUGGAUCUCUGCGAAUUGGAGCCAACUUUUUGCAACGGUUCUUCAAGGCCAGCCGUGAUGUGUACCUACCCAAACCGUCCUGGGGCAAUCACACCCCCAUUUUCCGUGAUGCUGGCAUGCAACUUCAGGCUUAUCGCUACUAUGACCCCAAGACGUGCAGCCUUGACUUCUCUGGGGCCAUGGAUGAUAUUUCUAAAAUUCCAGAGAAGAGCGUCAUCCUCUUACAUGCUUGUGCUCACAACCCCACYGGGGUGGAUCCCCGGCAGGAGCAAUGGAAGGAGUUGGCAGCUACAGUGAAGAAACGAAACCUCCUUGUGUACUUUGACAUGGCCUACCAGGGCUUUGCCAGCGGGGACAUCAACCGGGAUGCCUGGGCUGUGCGGUAUUUCAUUGAUCAGGGCAUCAACAUCGUCCUGUCACAGUCCUUCGCUAAGAACAUGGGGCUGUAUGGAGAGCGUGCGGGUGCCUUCACAGUGAUCUGCAGUGAUGCAGAUGAGGCCAAGAGGGUUGAAUCACAGCUGAAGAUCCUCAUCCGCCCCAUGUAUUCCAACCCACCCGUGAACGGAGCCCGCAUUGCCUCUAUGAUCCUGAACACCCCUGAACUACGAAAGGAAUGGCUCACAGAGGUGAAGGGCAUGGCUGACCGGAUCAUCAGCAUGCGGACUCAGCUGGUGUCCAACCUCAAGAAAGAAGGAUCCUCCCACAACUGGCAGCACAUCACUGACCAGAUCGGCAUGUUCUGCUUCACAGGGCUGAAGCCCGAGCAGGUGGAGCGGCUGAUCAAGGAGUUCUCCGUCUACAUGACAAAGGAUGGACGCAUCUCUGUGGCGGGAGUUACGUCAGGCAAUGUAGGCUACCUGGCUCAUGCCAUCCAUCAAGUCACAAAGUAAAGACAAAGGUGUGCCCUGGAGCUGGUGGCUUUUCCUUCCCCACCAGUCGAAGAUGAGGAGGGAAAAGAAACAAGCAGAAUACUUCCAACCACAGCACUUGAAGCCGCUGCUGAAUGUAUCUUGUAGAUGAGUUGUUGUAGAAGCCUAGUCAAAUCCGCCCUGUGUUGUGGAGCAGGGUCAUMAUUGCUGGCUCCUGCUCGUCACAGCUGUUCUUCCCUGCUGUCCAUCCUUUGUCCAUCAGCCCCAGCAUCUACCUAUGCUGGAGGAAGCAAAUGCUUAGCAAUGCCGUCCUACCAGUGUAGGCACCAAAGGCUUCUCCACACGCAUUUCUCCAUGAGAAGGCUUUGUGAGGCUGUUGGCUGCUGGCCCAAACAGCAGCAGGCAGAGAGCUGGGUGGGCUGAGUGUGAGGACUGCUCCGGUGCGCUCCUCUGACCUCCUCAGCCAGUCCCUGCUGCCAGCAGGCUCCAUCCUCCAUCAUCCCAGCCUGAGGCUGGGCAGCACCAAAGCUGUCCUCUGACAACCAGCUCUGAGGACUUCUCACUACCAAACUCUGCUCCAUCGUUGGCUUCACUCUYUCCAUCUGGGACUUUCCUUUCAGAUGUAAUUCACAGUGGCAUCRGUGCGUGGGGCAGACCAGUGACCCCGUUUAAACCUGUCUGGUUCUCCUGGCUUCACUUCCGUACCCAGAGGUGAAACAAUUUCUCAUUCCCCCUCUCCCCCAAUAAGAAUUUCCUCUGAAAACUGCUCUCUGGUGGUCUCUGCCUCACCCCAUUCCUGUCCUAAACCCAGCCCCAUACUUCCAGCGGCCCUCCCUGCAGUCUUUGUGUGUGUCCCAAAGCUGUAAGCCCAGAGGCUGCCCCUGUAGUAUUCCCCACUCACAUGGGGGUGUGAGGCAUCCCUCUCAUCUGCUCUUUUCAACCACAUUUUUAGUGACACCAGAAAACAGAGAUCUUSAGAGAAAUCUGAGAGCUGAUGACUCAAAAAACAUUCUGUCCUUGUAAACCAAGUGUCCCUGAGGCCCUGYAACUUACUGGACUCUUGAUUUUUAAUCCGAAUAAACUGGUGCAUGGCUAUGUUGA
Molecule: messenger RNA, 2363 nt
Organism: Malurus melanocephalus (red-backed fairy wren)
Lineage: Eukaryota; Metazoa; Chordata; Aves; Passeriformes; Maluridae
Gene: GOT2
Product: glutamic-oxaloacetic transaminase 2
Exons: 10
Coding region: 12-1283 (423 amino acids)
Biological process (GO): biosynthetic process; L-aspartate catabolic process
Cellular component (GO): mitochondrion
Molecular function (GO): pyridoxal phosphate binding; L-aspartate:2-oxoglutarate transaminase activity
Source: RefSeq, a predicted model, not a curated record